Molecule: messenger RNA, 2649 nt
Organism: Drosophila mojavensis
Lineage: Eukaryota; Metazoa; Arthropoda; Insecta; Diptera; Drosophilidae
Gene: IP3K1
Product: inositol-trisphosphate 3-kinase homolog
Exons: 4
Coding region: 413-1765 (450 amino acids)
Biological process (GO): inositol phosphate biosynthetic process
Cellular component (GO): cytoplasm; nucleus
Molecular function (GO): inositol tetrakisphosphate kinase activity; inositol-1,4,5-trisphosphate 3-kinase activity
Source: RefSeq, a predicted model, not a curated record
GUUUGGAUAAACCAGUUAGUCGGCCGACAGAGUAGCACGCGUGAACAGCUGGACGACGUUUCGUGUGAGCUGAAUAUCAAUUGAAAUUCAAACGGCUUUUUAUUUUACAAAAUACUUCGCACAGCGGGCGCAAGAGUGAACUCACGCAAAAAUAAAAUAUAAUUUAACAGAGCCGAAGCAGAAGCGAAGCCGAAGGCGAAGUGAAGUGCAGUGUGAGAAGCGCAGUAGAUAAACGCAAAUGCAGUGUGCUAAUGUAAUAGGGAACACAGCAAAAUAUAUGCAAAAAUAACAAAUAUCAGUUAAAUAAAAUAUGCAAAUCUGUUGAGCAUUGCGCUGAAUAGAGUUACUUAAAGCGGGAGAGACAGAGAUCACAAGUUUUGUGCGACGGACAACUACAUAGAACUCAAACCAAAUGACUAUGACUUCUACAGUGCUGCAGCGCCCCACAGCAACAGCAACAACGACGACAGUGGAAAAACAAGCUGCAAAAGCAACAGCAACAACAGCAAGAAGAAGUCGCUCCACCAUGGCCUGGUCGCAUGAGAAAUUGCGUUUCUCAUGCAUCGACAACAUUGGCCUGAAGCAGCUGUGGAAACUGAUUGCAUUGGAUACGGCAACGCCGCCAGCCGAAAAGUCCGGCAAUGUGGAGCACCAGCAGCCAAAAGCAACCAGCAACUGCAACAACAACACCAACACUGAGCGCCUAGCCAUAGCCUACGAUAACUGCGACAGCUUGGCCGACUAUUUGAGCCUGCAAAGAGGAGUCGCUCAGGCCCGACUCGUGGAGCCAUCGAUGCCCACGACACAGCAGCACACGUCGCUGCUCAAGUUCUUGGCCAUUAACGCUUUGGAACUGAGCGCCCCUGCCACACCCUUGCUGCUGGAACAGCAACAGACGCAAUCCAAACCGCACGGCUGGAUGCAGCUCUCCGGUCAUCCCGAGAGCAUCGUGCCUACCUCGUCGGGAAUUGUGCGCAAGCGGAUCGCUGGCAUCGAGGACAGCGAGGUGUUGGCCUAUCAGCAGAUCUCGCAGGAGCCGAAGACCUCACAGAUUGUGCCCGCCUACUUUGGAUUGCGGGAACUGCAGGGACAGCACUAUAUCGAGCUGCAGGAUCUGCUGGCCGGCUUCAAGGAUCCGUGUGUGAUGGAUAUUAAGCUCGGUAGUCGCACCUUUCUCGAAUCGGAGGUCAGCAAUCAGACGCUGCGUCCGGAUUUGUAUCAGAAAAUGAUCGCCGUGGACGCCAGUGCACCGACGCCUGCAGAGCACGAAGCUCAGGCAGUUACUAAGCUGCGCUACAUGCUCUUCCGCGAGUCGUUGUCCUCGUCGCACACCAAAGGGUUCCGCAUUGAGGCGCUGCGACUUCGUGGACGCGCACCUCUGAAGGAUCUCAAGACGUGCCGCAGCAGCGAGCAAAUCUCACAGACUAUCGAGCAGUUCCUUGCCGCACGCAGAUCCGUGCAAAAGGAACUGCUCAAACGGUUGAAGCACAUGCGCCUGGUCAUCGAACAGUCCGCGUUCUUCAACCGCCAUGAAAUAAUUGGGUCUAGUUUGUUCAUCGUCUACGACGACCAUCGCAUGGGCGCUUGGCUCAUUGACUUUGCCAAGUCCCGGCAGCUGCCACCACACCUGUGCGUCAAUCAUCGCAGUCCCUGGCAGCCAGGCAACCGGGAGGAGGGUCUACUCCAUGGCAUGGAUGAGCUGAUCCACGCCUUCGAGGAGGUCUAUGCGCGCAGCAGUAGUCAUCGCAGCUGCUUGAAAAUCUGAGCAAUGAGCCCCCAGUUUCAGCGUGCUCCACUUGCUACGCAUUUGCCCACAGCCACGCCCACCUACAGGCACAUAAGACUGAUUUGCAUGUCGCCCAGAAAGAGAGGAUAAGAAGAGCAGAAGGCCUUCAUUGCAUGCGACGCAUUUUAACUAUUUUCCAUAUUGGAAGCAAACGAUAAGCGCCAGAUCUAUCUAUACACCAUAUUUACAUAUAUGUAUACAUACUAUAUAGACUAUAGUAUGUAUAAGAGAGAACGAUUAGUAUUGAGCACCAAGCAGCAUUUUGUUUGAUUGAAAAACAGGUUUAACUUGAUUAAGUAUUUAAGUUUAAGAGAGAAAGAGAGAGUAAAAAUGUAUCCACUGUAAUAAAAAGAAAAUCUCAUGAUAAAAUAAGAUAAAAGAUCAAAAAGAAAAUAAAAAUUGUCUUUUACUAUAUAUGUAUAUUAUAUAUAUAAUAUCGAUGCUGCUAUUGAAAUCUUUGGGCUUUUACAAUCUUUAAUCAUUGAUUUUCCAGAAGCCAUGAAAACAAUUGAAAUUGGGAAAACAAGUGGAUAAUAAUCAUAUUGAUAUUAUUUAGAUUACCUAUACUUAUUCUGCUCUAAUUCUACUCAAUCUGCUCUUUUUUCUUCGAAACAGUUUUCAUUUUCCAGUCUCUUUCAAUUCGACGGUAUCCCUAAACUUGACAUUAUAUGUAUAAGUUCUUCAUUUUUAUAAAUAGUUAAAUUGAAGGGAGCGUAAUCCCGAAUGUUUACAUAUGAUCGCAGAUCUGACGGAUAUCUUUAUGCUUAUAUCUCUAAUAGCUUCUACUCUUCUACCAUUAUAAAUUUGUAAUAAUAAUAGGAAGCGAUCGCUAAUAAAUUUGCAUCUAGCAAUUACUUCUUUCA